UCCCUUUUGCCAAAAAUGUUUUACUACCGGUUUAAUACCUUUGGACUAGUUAAUUCGUUUCAUAAGGGUGGAUCUCUUUGUAUUUAUUCCCGAGGUUGUCAUAUCAUGGCUGAAAAUGACGCAGACAGAAUCCAGACUGAGAAACUCCUAAAGAGAGUACAGGAACUGGAGCAGGAGGUAAAGCGACUUAAAAAGGAACAGGCCACGAACAAGGACUCAAACACUCGAGAGAAUUCUUCAGGAGCUGGGCGGAAAGCUAAGCGUGCCUUUGAUUUCAGUGCUCACGGUCAAAGACAUGUAGCUCUAAAGAUCGCCUAUCUGGGCUGGGGCUAUCAGGGCUUUGCCAGUCAGGAAAACACAAGCAAUACAAUUGAAGAGAAACUGUUUGAGGCUCUAACCAAGACUCGACUGGUAGAAAACAGGCAGACAUCCAACUAUCACCGGUGUGGGCGAACAGACAAAGGAGUUAGUGCCUUUGGACAGAUAAGGGCCAUUGUGAUUUCUCUUGACCUACGUUCUCACUUUCCAAAGGGCAGGGAUUCUGAGGAUCUUAACUUAAAAGACGAAGUCAAUGAUGUGGCUACAGAGAUCCGUUAUACCCACAUUCUCAACCGGGUACUGCCUCCAGACAUCCGCGUGCUGGCCUGGGCUCCCGUAGAAACUAGCUUCAGUGCUAGGUUCAGCUGUCUUGAGCGGACCUACCGCUAUUUUUUCCCUUGUGCUAACUUAGACAUUGUAACCAUGAACUAUGCAGCUCAGAAGUACGUUGGCACACAUGAUUUUAGGAAUUUAUGUAAAAUGGACGUAGCCAAUGGGGUGAUUAAUUUUCAGAGGACCAUCCUGUCUGCUCAAGUACAGCGAGUGGGCCAGAACCUGGCCGAGGAGGGCUGGCAAGAACCCUUUCAGUUAUGCCAGUUUGAAGUGACUGGCCAGGCGUUCCUUUAUCAUCAAGUCCGCUGUAUGAUGGCUAUUCUUUUUCUGAUUGGCCAAGGAAUGGAGAAGCCAGAGGUAAUUGAUGAGCUGCUGAACAUAGAGAAAAAUCCCCAGAAGCCUCAAUAUAGCAUGGCUGUGGAAUUUCCUUUAGUCUUGUAUGACUGUAAGUUUGAAAAUAUUAAGUGGAUCUAUGACCGGGAAGUUCAGGAGUUCAAUGUUACCCACCUUCAGCAACUAUGGGCUAAUCAUGCUGUGAAAACUCAGAUGUUGUAUAGUAUGCUGCAAGGACUGGACUCUGUUGCACUGCCCUGUGGAACAGGACCAAAGAUGGAUGGAAUGAUAGAAUGGAGAAAUGUUAAGCCCUCUGUCAUGAAGCAGACCAGUGCCUUUGUAGAAGGAGUGAAAAUGCGCACUUAUAAGCCCCUAAUGGAUCGUCCUAAAUGCCAAGGAUUAGAAUCCCGGAUCGAGCAUUUUGUACGUAGGGGACGCAUUGAACACCCACAUUUAUCCCAUGAGGAAGAAACAAAAGCCAAAAGGGACUGUAGUGACACACUAGAGGAAGAAAAUACUGUUUUUGAGAAGCCAACGAAGAGAAUUUGUGUUGAUGCAGAACUUAAAAGCAUCAUUUAACCACAGAAAACUCACCAAU
Messenger RNA from Dama dama (fallow deer), 1582 nucleotides. RefSeq names its product tRNA pseudouridine(38/39) synthase-like. Bases 16 to 1563 code for a protein of 515 amino acids. Gene Ontology annotation, cellular component: nucleus; cytoplasm. NCBI's taxonomy places the organism in Eukaryota, Metazoa, Chordata, Mammalia, Artiodactyla, Cervidae. The record is from RefSeq and is a predicted model, not a curated record. The transcript is spliced from 5 exons. Gene Ontology annotation, molecular function: pseudouridine synthase activity; RNA binding. Gene Ontology annotation, biological process: mRNA pseudouridine synthesis; tRNA pseudouridine synthesis.